AUGGACCUUCUUGGGGCCGACCGCCGCGGCCAUCUUUACUUCUCCAACAUCAACACGACGCGUCUAUCUCGACGCCGUUCCUCCACAAUGGCUUCCACGCGAGAGGAGCGGCUGCAAAUGCGACAGCGCGGAGCUGGGACGCAUAAGACUAAAGCAAUUGAUUUCGGCUUUUCUUUCGGAGGCGCUGCAACGGGACCUUCAAAUUCAACUGCGCUACCUCUUUUCCCCGAGCCGGUACAACCAUCGCAAACCGAGACUGCGCCGCCCGCGACGACGACGACAUCACCAGGUUCGCAAACCGAUGGCAGGAUACGGCGCACACCUGGAAGCGCGCGUAAUAGACUACCAGCGCGCCCUUCACCAUACGAUAUACCGGCCGAUGAUGAGCCUACUCAGCCCCGCAGCAACAAAAGGAGGAAGCUCAGCCCACGAAGCCAGAAGUCCAAUAACCCUUCGCAACCUCUCAUCACCGCCUCAGGAAACAUAUUCUCAACACUCACGGCCCAGAAUGGCAAUACAGACGCUCCCUCCAGCAAGAGCGUCGAAGCUCCUGCAACGGAAACCCUCGUGCCGGCAACUCAACCAGAAACAAGUCCUCGGCCAGAGACCUCGAUCGAUGAGAAUAACCGGACGGAAGGGAAGCAGGGCACCAACGGAGUGGAGGUAAACCCAGAGGCUAUUUCGGAACCUCCACAUGAUAGCGAGACAAUCCCUGCCGGAUCCCGGCCAUCCAAGGUGCCACCACGUGAGAAGCGAACUGUUGUCGAUCAAGACCAACCCCCCAAGAAUACCCAGCAGAAGCGCCGAAAGAGUCGAUCACCGCAGCAGGAUGAAGUUGCGCCGAAAGAGAACGAGGCACGACUGGCUAAGAGACCGUCAAGGAAGUCGAGUUCGCCAGCUGCACAGAGAGAAAAACAUACGAGAUCCAAAGACGUACAGAGACGUGGUGAUUCCGAUGCCACGGAAGCUAGUCAAUCCUCGACAGCCGAUGCAAGUGCGAAUGCAGGCCGGCAAGAGACACAGAUUACAAGCCCUAGCACUACGGAUGUGGGAAUCAGUGCCCAAACAGAUUCAAGACCAUCGUCUCGAGAUGCGGAUCUGCCAAAGUCUAAGCGUGUCCGGACUCGCAACGCCAAGAGUAAGAGCUCGCAGUCUGCAGAGAAUGUGACUACACAAACGGCAGGUCAAGACCCUGAGGUUGAGACCCGUGACGAGCCGACGUCGCCAGAUACAAAUGCAGAGGAGCCAACGCCAGAGGCUGAAGCUGAAGAGCCGGAUGGUACUGAAACUGCUCAGGCUGAUGCUCAACCAAAAAGAAAACGGGUUCGACGCAAACCGUCGCCUACUGGUGACACGGCCAAGGCGAAAGAAGUCAAAGCUCGUCCAGAGGGCCUGUCAGGAUCUACUGCGCCUGCAGGCGAGGCAUCUACAGCAGCCAAACGCUCACGCCGAGGCAAGAAAAGCGACGCGCAGCCGCAGCCGGAAUCGGUUGAACCCGAGCCAGAGCCAGAGGCUGAUGUACGUACCGAGACAGAAGCUGGUCCUUCACAAUCUCGGCGCGGCAAGUCAAACAAAGGCAAGGGCAAGCAAGCUGCAGAACCGGAGCGGGCACCCUCAGAAGAGCAACCCGACCAGGAACCACAAGAGCCGCGACGGAAGAUGAGAGAGCCUCGGGGCGAGACUGUACCUGUCACCGUUCAUCGUCUUGCCAAUGUUUCUGCCCUUGGUGCAAUGUAUGCUUCUGCGGAGGGAUCUGGUAAUGAAAACGAGGAGUCUCCCGAUGGCCUCCUAUCUCGCCUGAAUACCAAACUCCCUAAUCGCGGCGGCGUCAAUCCGGCCGACGUGUUGGGACAGAUUUGUCGCGAGACGUUGGAGAAGACGCUCGAGAAACUCAAGACAGGGAUUGAGAACGAAACCAAUGCUCAAAAACGUGCUGAAUGGUCUCGCAAGCGCAAGGCCGUCGAGGCGUUUGGCUUAGAAUUGGAUAGUCGUCUCAUGGACAUGAGCGAGAUCCUCGACAACAACUUUGUGCUGGGGAUGCAGCUCAGAAAGGCGAAGCGUGAUAUGAUGGAUCUGCGGAGUCAUCUGUACAAGGUGCGGAAAGAGCGAGAGAGUAUAGCUAUACAAAUGGAUGCGGUGCGCGCCAAGCACAUCGAGGAGGAGAAUGCAAAGACGGCUCGCAAUACCAUCAACAAUUCGCUGCACAGUCUCGAAAUGGCGCUCGAUCGCAGCCAACACCGUGCUGAACCCAGCAGCGAGGUCUCCCCGUAG
This is a messenger RNA of Penicillium subrubescens, 2271 nucleotides long. RefSeq lists its product as uncharacterized. Lineage: Eukaryota; Fungi; Ascomycota; Eurotiomycetes; Eurotiales; Aspergillaceae. The record is from RefSeq and is a predicted model, not a curated record. The transcript is spliced from 6 exons. Bases 1 to 2271 code for a protein of 756 amino acids.